Molecule: messenger RNA, 4302 nt
Organism: Polistes dominula (European paper wasp)
Lineage: Eukaryota; Metazoa; Arthropoda; Insecta; Hymenoptera; Vespidae
Product: zinc finger protein Noc
Biological process (GO): negative regulation of DNA-templated transcription
Cellular component (GO): nucleus
Source: RefSeq, a predicted model, not a curated record
AUAAUAAUUUCUACUUAUUAUAGAAAAAAUCUGUAAAAAAGAAGAGGUAGGAUCAGUGGAUGUGGUGAAAACGUUACGUCGGUCAAAGUCACACGUCAAAUCCUCGCAUCUCGUCUCGCAUCUCGUCUCGCAACCCGUCGGUUCCGAUCAGUCCGACGUGAGCCUGGCCAGUUGGUAGGUUGGUUGGUUGGUCGGUUGGUUGGUUGGUUCGUCCUUUCGCACGUUCAUGCCACCACGAUGAUCCUGGGGGAUUUGGUUGACGAGCAAGAGGAACCGAGUGAGAGAGAAAGAGAGAGAGAGUGAAUAACCAAAGGUGGUGGGGAUAGUAGGGUUGCGUUGGAUGAGAAACAGAAAAGUGGGGGGUUGAAACGGAGAGUUGGAAGCGCGCGAGCGCUUCAGUCGACGCUGAAACCUUCGAACUAAAAGGACGUGCGUGCGCGUAACUAAACUAUCAUCAUCGUCAUCGUCGUUGUCGUAGUAGUUUCCCAUCCAACUGAAUUUCUUGUCUUAACCUUUUGUUAGAUUCGAUGUCGCUCGUAGUCGCACACAUAUCUGACUUUUUCGCCCAUAGAACCCUCGUUAAAGGACCUCGUAUAGGAGGCCCCCAUCUUCUUUUUUCCUUAAGUGCGUCGAGCAAAGUUUUUUGUGAAAAGAUAAAAAAGGAGAGGAGCACUAACGGUGUACUGCAAUCUAGUGAAUACAUAAAUAACGACCGAUCAUCAUCAUCAUCGUCACAUCGUUCAACGGAUUCUAUUUUCGGAUUUGUACUUUGAAAACGAUCAGUUUUUUUUCAACGAAGAAGAAGGAGAGGAGAACCAAAAUACAGCGCUUUUAAGCGCUCUUUAAGAGAUGCUGGCUUCUAACACUAAUCAGUAUCUAUGUCCGGAUUAUUUAACUCCUUUGCCAACUACGCUGGAUGCAAAGAAAAGUCCUCUUGCUCUUCUUGCGCAGACUUGUAGUCAAAUCGGAGCGGAUCCACCGUCAAGCAGAUCUCUGUUGAAUGGUUCGGACAAAACUUCGAAAUCUAAUAAAUCUAAUCGAGAUCAUUCUCGCGAGAGAAGUUCACCAUCGAGAAGAACACCGACAAGCGAGGUGGUUAGUAGAUCAAAUUCCAAAAAUUCUCACGAAUCUUUCGGUCGUGAAAAAACGUCCAGUCCGGAAGAUCAACAACGAUCGGCAUCCAGUCAUUCAACGUCCGCUCGUUCGAGAACACCAGGAAAUAAUAAUAACAAAAGAUGUCCGAGCAAUCAGAGUGCAUCCUCGGCACGAGCAGCGACACCGCAGGGAAGAAAAACGACUACACCAGAAGGUGCAGUAUAUCUAAGCGAACCGAGUCCAAGCGACGGAAUUUCAACGAGUUCCUCCGCUCGAGGAACUCAUCAUGGUAGUCCUACGAUAAGGCCAAAUUCUUAUAGCCCUGCCGGAGUAUUAGCCAUGACAGAUCCAUCGAUAAAGGAUCUACCACUCGGUACCUUCAAAAUCGGUCUACCUCCUUCGACAAGUUCAGCUUAUCAUUUAGCUUAUGGUGGUUCGCAAUUGCCAAUAGACGUCAUGUCGGCUGGUAGCUCGCUAUUGUCUCCGCAUCAGCACGCUCUGAAAAAUGGACUUAUCGGUGGCCCGACAAGUCCCUAUUUGGCUUACAGCAACCGUUUAAAACCUUCGCCUAGCAGUGGAACCGACGCAUCGCCUAUAGGUCUCUGUCGGGAUCCCUACUGCACCGGGUGUCAAUUGAACUCUCACCUACUGGCUGCUGCAGUGGCAGCAGCGGCGGCUGCUGCAACGACCACCGGCGGUUCGAGUGUUCCUUCACAAACGAACGGUAAACUCUCUACGAGUCCUACGGUUCUACCUCCCUCGACAGUUUCUUCUUCUUCUACAUCUUCUUGUCCAUCCGGUUGCGUCCAGUGCGAUCAUAAAUCUGGAUCCGGGUCGCCUUACGGCUCCGGAAUGUCAACGGCUACCGCAGCUAGCGUAGCUGCAGCUGCCUACGCUCACGCGCAAUUGAGUGCUCUCGCUGCAGCCUCCCAGCUUCCAUAUGUCUGCAACUGGAUGGCCGGUGACACCGUCUACUGUGGCAAACGUUUUACCACCUCGGAGGAACUCCUUCAACACCUCAGAAGCCACACAAAUGCUUCCGUUCCAAGUUCCGUUAACAGCACGGACCCUUCCAACGCUACAGCCGCUGCCGUUGCCACUGCAACGGCCCUUUCGAUGCUCUCGCCUCAGUUACCUCCACCUCCCCCACACUCCUUAGCCUUACCCUCCACUCAUCCUUUUUUUUCAAGAACCUAUCCUACACCCCCGCUUAGUCCACUCGCCACGGCACGUUAUCAUCCGUACAGUAAACCCGCACCACCUAUGUUACCUCAUUCCCUUUCGUCCCUUGCUUUCCCUCUACCUCCAACCCACCCCGCUCACGUCUUGCCACCUCCACCUCACCCACACCCGCAUCAUUACUUUUCGCCGUACUCGUUUUACGCUGCUCCAAGGCUCGGGGCAGCAUCCGGACUUCAUCAAUAAGAAGAAGAAGAAGAAGAAGAAGAAGAAGAAGAAGAAGAAGAAAAAGAAGAAGAAAAAGAAGAGGAACAGAGCCGCCCAGCCAUUGUUGAAAGAGCCUACGACUGUGAUUUUUUCUCUGCAAGGAUGAGCGAGAGAGAAAUAGAGAGAGGAUUCGAGGAGAUUACAUUUUUGUCUAUUAAAGCCCAAAAAUACGGGUACGCUUUUUUACCAUAUAUCUAUUAAAUUUUCAAAUGUAUGUAUUUUUCUUGCUCGUUAUCUCUCUCUCUCUCUAUCCCUUUGUAUAUGUAUCUCUCUUUUCCUCUCUCUCUAUCUUUUUUGCUCACAUGCAUACGCGUACCUUCGCCAUCUUUUCUAGAAAUUUGUUCAUACGCAAUUUAUCGUUGUACGCGUUUCUUCGUAAAGUAAAAAGAUUUACGACUUAGUCAAAGAAAUAUUCAUAAAUUUCUUUGUCCGUCUAUCUUUUUCAGAAAAAUAGAAACACUGAGUAUAUUGUAUAUGUACAUAAAUAUAUAUAUGUAUAUAUAUCGAGGAUCUUCUCUCGAUUUGAUGGUACAAUCGGAAAAGGGUACAACACGCCCCCAUACAGGUCUCACUUUACGCCUACAUCUAACAAAAAAAUAUCACCGAUAUAAAAUAAAUAUUGUAUGUUGAAUAUAACAAACUAUAAAAUGGGUGAUGUUAAUAAAUAAUAGUGUUAUAAAAAAACAUUAAUUUAUCAAUCAUCUUCAACAUCGAUUUAUUCGAAAAUGAAGUCUUGUACAAGAAAAAAAUGUUCACUUUAUUUUUUCAUGUAGUUUUUAUCCCCUUGUAUCACUAAAUCUGAAAUAUCCUCUGUGUAUGUAUAUAUGUUGCUGUUAAUUUGUGAAAUAAGCAGGCAAAAUUCUGAGAUAACUAUAUACCGACCUGUUAAAAUGCGAAACAAGACAAAAAUUACCAUGCAUACUUCAACUAAAUAUAUAAAUUUACAGGAGACGAGUUGUUGAAAUAUGAGACAUGCAAGAUAUCCUUCAAUUUCAUUUCAAUACCUGCCUAUAUUACACCAUUGUAAGUCCGAAAACAAAAAAUAUGUUUUUCUUCGUUUUAUGGUCUCCCUAAUAAAAAUUAUCUAAUCUGAAGAUAGAGUUUCUCUAUUGAUUUAAGAAAUUAAACUAGGUUUCCUUCGAAAACUAUGAAAACGAAAAUAAAAUAAAAUAAAUGGGAACAAUGAGUGCUUAUCUCUUUCUGUCCUUUAAAAAGCAGAUUUUCUGUCAGCCAUACAAUUCUAUCGACUUUGAACAUACCACAUUGAAAUAAAAUAGUAGAAUAUUUUUCAUCUCAUACUUCAACUACUCGGCCCCCACAUCUUGUAAAUUCAUAUAUAAUCUACUUAUUUCGGAUUUAACUGAACCAUACAAUAUAAUGGUAACAUAUAUAUAUAUAUAUAUAUAUAUAUAAGUAUAUGUAUAUACUUAUGUACAUCGUACCGCAUCUAUUUUUGCGUAACCAAAGUUUUAGUAUGUAUCGCGUGACGCUUUUUAACUUGCGUCUUUCGAUAUUGUAUUAAAUUAAAAAAAAAAAAAAACAAGCGAAGAGAUGGAAUGUUAGAGAAAUAUUGUCUGUAAAUAGAUUUAUUAUUCUAGUAUGAUAAAAUUGUAAAUGUCUCGAGAUUUUAUCGUCUAGAAACUACUCUUGUAUCUUCGAUAUCGAUGUGGUGGGAUUUUUGUAUUUUUCAAGUUAUCGUUGUUCUAUGUUAUUUGAUCUCACAUUGAUAACUUUUUAAAAUCGAAAUACGAGAAACCUAUU